Molecule: messenger RNA, 1437 nt
Organism: Bipolaris oryzae ATCC 44560
Lineage: Eukaryota; Fungi; Ascomycota; Dothideomycetes; Pleosporales; Pleosporaceae
Exons: 2
Source: RefSeq, a predicted model, not a curated record
AUGCGCUCGCUACGAAGAUGGUUCUAUCCUCUUCUUGUUGUUGUUGGAAAUGGAGUCGUAGAUGGAGCCGUGGUGCCAGCGCCGCCUGGUAUCACGGCUGCACCACGAUUGCAAGGGAGACAAGGUAUUGAUGCUAUCGAGUUCGUCAACAUUCUCAUCACCGCCCUUCCCCAAUCACUCCGCCAAGUCGCUGCUACAAACGUACCCGCUGUAUCAAGUAUACUCUGGACCGAGUUCCUGGACGGUAAUCGACCACAAUGGUUUCGUGAGUUGCCGGUCGAGGUGCAGAGUUAUCUUAUUGAUGUGUUUGGGCCUGUGACGGCGGCACCGCCGGAGAGUGGGAGUGUGCCAACCAGUGUACCGGCUUCUGUGACGAGGACGGAGCAGAGUGUAGUUACGGAGACGGACGGGUGGGUGACGAAGACGACUGCGACGGCGUUUCCAUCGUCCAUGUUGGAGAGCGGGAGUGGGACAAGUACGGUUACAAUGUCGAGCCAGCCUACGAUUCGACCAUCCUCAUCUUCGUCAGAGCGGUCCUCCUCAUCGACUUCGACUUCGACCUCGUCUACCUCUAGUUCAACCUUCUCCUCCUCAUCAAUACCAACAAUCUCGACUCCAUCUUCCUCCUCCGCAACCCCAACCCCAACCAGCACACGCUCCGAGCCCCCCGCACCACCACCCACCCCCUCGGGCCUCACCUCUCGCCAAAAACUUGCUCUAGGCCUCGCCCUCCCCCUAGGUCUCCUCUCCCUCUCCAUCCUCCUCCUAUCUUUCUUCCUCCUCCGGCGCCACCGCAAAAGAACCCUCGAAGGAAGCCAACCCCCCUCCUCCCCCGGCUUCAUCCCGCGCUUCUCCUUCCAACAAGGUCCUUCAGACAGCGCCACCUUACCACUAACCCAUCAUUACACGCGGGGCACCGAAGAAUACCCCUGGGACGACCCGUCAGACCUGUACGACAAUUACCCUGAAACUCCCGCAAUGGUUGGGAGGGAAGAUGCACAUACGCCGAUGGUGACGCCGGCGCUGUGUCAUAGCCAUUCAUCGAACCGGGCAAGAGGGAGAAGAAUCAGCGGGUCAAGUUUGCGUUCUGUGGCUGAGAUGAGGGAGCCUGGGGAGGUCGACGUGGAAUCGCCCGUGUUGGGGCGGUACGCGCAUCGGAAACGGAGUUUUGGUGGUGGAAAUAGAGACGUGGGGAGGAGGAACAGCAGUAUACUCCGGAAACCGGUUCCUACUCCCAGUCCAAUGGAAGAGGUGCCAGUGAAUGAUGCGAGCGAUACAUCGGUUCAUCGCCCGACACUGGCGGUUCCGAACGCGGCGGGGCAGUAUAGCGGGACAGGAAGUAGUUCUUCGGGACUUGCGGUGUCGAGCUUUUCUUCGAUGUCGUUGGAUGCGUAUUUGGAGGAUUAUGGGCCGGAGUAUUAUUACACGGGUGGAGGG